AUGGCGGCGGUACGGUGUUCUUCAUGCAAAGCGGCUGACAGACGACCCUCAAAGAGGCUAAAAUGUGAAAAAAAAAGUCUAGAAAAAUCAGAACUAGAAGGACUUACAUGUGGAAGUGAAAACCUUCCUGCAUUGGGGGAAACGCCUGAAACACCUGAUGAGGAUCAACGUUCAGAAGACCCCAAUGUAAUUCAACAGAAAAAAGGUGAAAGCAUUCCAGAGACUAAUGAAGACAAACAGGAAAAGAAACAUAAUGUUUCUCUCAAGCCAAGUGCAGUGAAAUCAAGCAGUGCUCUGUCAGAAAUGGACAGUACUGAAAAUCUGCACAAUCCUGCUGGCAGCGAAGAGGAGAGCAGCUGUGAGAGUGUGCUUUCAGAUGGGUCUAGCUUGGAGGAGGGAGAUCUCCCAAAGCAGCCGAUACAACUAGACAGCAGUGCUUUCUUGGAUGAAGACAGCAACCAGCCCAUGCCAGUGGACCGGUUCUUUGGAGAUGUUGAGUUUAUACAGGAUCUCCCAGCAGUUGCACUCCCAAGCACAACGAUGAGCAGGCGAGAAUUCAGGAAGCUACAUUUCAUUGCAAAGGAAGAUGAGGAGGAGGAGGAAGAGGAUGUUGUCUAA
Molecule: messenger RNA, 618 nt
Organism: Nipponia nippon (crested ibis)
Lineage: Eukaryota; Metazoa; Chordata; Aves; Pelecaniformes; Threskiornithidae
Source: RefSeq, a predicted model, not a curated record